Messenger RNA from Pleuronectes platessa (European plaice), 816 nucleotides. RefSeq names its product ladybird homeobox 1b (gene lbx1b). The record is from RefSeq and is a predicted model, not a curated record. The transcript is spliced from 2 exons. Lineage: Eukaryota; Metazoa; Chordata; Actinopteri; Pleuronectiformes; Pleuronectidae. Gene Ontology annotation, molecular function: DNA binding; DNA-binding transcription factor activity, RNA polymerase II-specific. Gene Ontology annotation, biological process: regulation of DNA-templated transcription. The coding region runs from base 1 to 816 and encodes 271 amino acids.
AUGAUGACAUCCAAAGAGGUGGCCAAAUGUGAUGCAGUGGAGAACAGGAGGCGAAGUCCGCUGGACCACUUGCCGCCUCCUGCCAACUCCAACAAGCCGCUCACCCCCUUCAGCAUCGAGGACAUCCUGAACAAGCCGUCCGUGAAGCGCAGCUACACGAUCUGCGGCACGGCGCACCUCAUCUCGUCCUCCGAGAAGCACCGUCCGUCCAGCAUCCCCCUGUCCAGCCGCGCUCUGCUCAACCAGACCUCCCCGCUCUCCGCGCUGGAGGAGCUGGCCAGCAAGACCUUCAAGGGGCUGGAAGUCAGCGUGCUGCAGGCGGCGGAAGGCCGGGACGGGAUGACUCUGUUCGGCCAGAGGACCACCCCGAAGAAGCGUCGGAAGUCCCGGACGGCGUUCACCAAUCACCAGAUCUACGAGCUGGAGAAGCGCUUCCUGUACCAGAAGUACCUGUCCCCAGCCGACCGGGACCAGAUCGCGCAGCAGCUCGGCCUGACAAACGCGCAGGUCAUCACGUGGUUUCAGAACCGCAGAGCCAAGCUAAAACGGGACCUGGAAGAGAUGAAGGCCGACGUGGAGUCGGCCAAGGCCGUAGGCCAGGUCCCCUUGGAAAAGCUCGCCAAGCUGGCGGACCUGGAGAAAUGCGCCAACGGCACGCUGGGCCACCCGCGCCCCGCGUCCCCGGCGCGGGGAGGCAAGCGGGACCACGGGCUCGCCCAGAAACUGCGGACGUCGCCGCUGUCUCCGUUCUCAGACCACACAACGAGUAAAGAGUGCUCAGAGGACGAGGACGUGGAGAUUGAUGUGGAUGACUGA